Messenger RNA from Necator americanus (New World hookworm), 1068 nucleotides. RefSeq lists its product as uncharacterized. Gene Ontology annotation, molecular function: G-protein beta/gamma-subunit complex binding; G protein-coupled receptor binding; GTPase activity. The transcript has 8 exons. NCBI's taxonomy places the organism in Eukaryota, Metazoa, Nematoda, Chromadorea, Rhabditida, Ancylostomatidae. Bases 1 to 1068 code for a protein of 355 amino acids. Gene Ontology annotation, biological process: adenylate cyclase-modulating G protein-coupled receptor signaling pathway. Gene Ontology annotation, cellular component: heterotrimeric G-protein complex. The record is from RefSeq and is a predicted model, not a curated record.
AUGGGUUUAUGUCAAUCCGUUGAGGAUAAACAACUUUCACAAAAAAGUAAAGCAAUCGAUAAGGAGAUGAUGCAAGGACAUAUUGCACAACAGAAAGUCGUCAAACUUCUACUUUUAGGAGCUGGAGAAUGUGGGAAGAGUACAGUAUUGAAACAGAUGAGGAUCCUCCAUGAUCAUGGUUUCUCGCAAGAGGAAGCCGAACAACAAAAAGGUGUUGUUUACAAUAACACUGUACAAGCGAUGGCUCAAAUUCUUCGAGCGAUGAACGGUCUGAAAAUAUCGCUAGAAGAUCCGUCAAAAGAGGCUGAUGCACGUGUGGUUUUGGACACGAUUAAAGCUGGACAAGAAUCCGAACCAUUCACACCCGAACUCACUCAGGCACUAAAAAAUCUCUGGGCUGAUCCGGCUGUAUCAGUGACGGCAAUUAAUCGUGGAAAUGAAUAUCAACUGACAGAAAGCGCGCCACAUUUCCUCAGUUCAAUAGAUCGUAUAGCUGCUAAGGAUUACAAACCUACAGAACAUGAUAUCCUACUUUCACGGAUUAAAACUACUGGCAUUGUGGAAGUGAAAUUCCGAAUGAAAAAUGUUGAUUUUCGGGUAUUUGAUGUCGGUGGACAACGUUCGGAACGGAAAAAAUGGAUUCAUUGCUUUGAAGACGUGAACGCUAUCAUUUUUAUUGCUGCAAUAUCAGAAUAUGAUCAAGUCUUAUUUGAAGAUGAGACAACGAAUCGUAUGGUGGAAUCAAUGCGAUUAUUUGAAUCAAUUUGUAACAGUCGAUGGUUUAUAAACACCUCAAUGAUCCUAUUUCUUAACAAAAAGGAUUUAUUCGCGGAAAAAAUUCAACGCACUAAUAUCACUGUCGCAUUUCCUGAUUAUAAAGGUGCACAAAAUUACGACGAAGCAACUGCAUUUAUUGAGGAAAAAUUCGAAGGAUUAAAUGCGAAUCCAGAAAAGACAAUAUACAUUCAUCAAACGUGUGCCACAGAUACAAAUCAAGUGCAAAUGAUCCUAGACUCUGUUAUCGAUAUGAUAAUUCAAGCAAAUCUUCAAGGUUGUGGUUUAUACUGA